Molecule: messenger RNA, 1777 nt
Organism: Salvelinus fontinalis (brook trout)
Lineage: Eukaryota; Metazoa; Chordata; Actinopteri; Salmoniformes; Salmonidae
Gene: prpsap2
Product: phosphoribosyl pyrophosphate synthetase-associated protein 2
Exons: 11
Coding region: 173-1216 (347 amino acids)
Biological process (GO): 5-phosphoribose 1-diphosphate biosynthetic process; purine nucleotide biosynthetic process
Cellular component (GO): ribose phosphate diphosphokinase complex; cytoplasm
Molecular function (GO): magnesium ion binding; ribose phosphate diphosphokinase activity
Source: RefSeq, a predicted model, not a curated record
CAGUAGGCCGGACUUGGAGGAACAGGUUGAGACAUCUACAAGCUGCGAAAUCAUCCGACAUCAUACAACGCGGUUACACUACAAACACAAACUGGAAGGGCUGAGUGCAGCGUGGGUGCCCAAGGAUAGGCCGCCUGAGGCUGGGGAGCAGAGUGGCCGGUCCCCCCCGGUUAUGAACCACACCGAGGGAGGCCUGGUCAUCUUCAGCGCCAACUCACACCCUUCGUCCAGGGAGAUUAGCAAGAGGAUAGGAGAGCGUCUGGGGGUGGAGCUUGGGAAGGUGCAGGUGUACCAGGAAGACAACAGAGAAACGCGUGUGCAGAUCCAGGAGUCGGUUCGAGGCAAAGAUGUCUUCAUCAUCCAGACUGUGUCUAAGGAUGUGAACACUACCAUCAUGGAGUUGUUGAUCAUGGUGUACGCGUGCAGGACUUCCUGUGCCAGGAGCAUCACCGGGGUGGUCCCCUACUUCCCUUACAGUAAACAGUGUAAGAUGAGGAAGAGAGGGUCUAUCGUCUCCAAGCUGUUGGCCUCCAUGAUGUGUAAAGCAGGUCUGACCCAUCUCAUCACCAUGGAUCUUCAUCAGAAGGAGAUUCAGGGCUUCUUCAACAUCCCAGUAGACAACCUGAGAGCUUCUCCCUUCCUACUGCAGUACAUACAGGAGGAGAUUCCUGACUAUAGAAAUGCAGUGAUAGUGGCCAGAUCUCCAGCCUCAGCCAAGAGGGCCCAGUCGUUUGCAGAGCGGUUGCGUCUGGGUAUUGCAGUGAUCCAUGGAGAGGCCCAGGAUGCUGAGUCAGACCUGGUGGAUGGAAGACACUCUCCUCCUACUGUCAAGAUACCACUGUUGAUCCCUAAAGAGAAGCCUCCCAUCACAGUGGUAGGAGACGUAGGAGGACGCAUCGCCAUCAUAGUGGAUGACAUCAUAGAUGACGUGCACAGUUUCGUGGCGGCUGCGGCGACGUUGAAGGAGCGCGGAGCGUACAAGAUAAUCGUCAUGGCGACGCACGGCAUCCUCUCCUCCGAUGCGCCGAAACUCAUAGAGGAUUCUGCCAUUGACAAGGUGGUGGUAACCAACACCAUUCCCCAUGAGCAUCAGAAGCUGCAGUGUGUUAAGAUCCAGACGGUGGAUAUCAGCCUGAUCCUCUCUGAAGCCAUCAGACGCAUCUACAAUGGAGAGAGCAUGUCCUACCUGUUCAGACACAUAGGACUGGAGGACUGAACACACACACACACACACACACACACACACACACACACACACACACACACACACACACACACACACACACACACACACACACACACACAGAGAGCAUGUCCUACCUGUUCAGACACAUAGGACUGGAGGACUGAACACACACACACACACACACACACACACACACACACACACACACACACACACACACACACACACACACACACACACACACACACACACACACACACACACACACACACACACACACACACACACACAGAGAGCAUGUCCUACCUGUUCAGACACAUAGGACUGGAGGACUGAACACACACACACACACACACACACACACACACACACACACACACACACACACACACAGAGAGCAUGUCCUACCUGUUCAGACACAUAGGACUGGAGGACUGAACACACACACACACACACACACACACACACACACACACACACACACACACACACACACACACACACACACACACACACACACACACACACACACACACACACACACACACAGAGAGCAUGUCCUACCUGUUCAGACACAUAGGACUGGAGGAC